AUGGAAACGCUUACUCGAUCUUUAGAGCUCAGUCCGGAAAAUAGACUCACCUCUCGUGCACGUAGACCAAUGGGGAUGUCGUUGGGAUCCGCUUUCCCAUGA
Molecule: messenger RNA, 102 nt
Organism: Penicillium digitatum Pd1
Lineage: Eukaryota; Fungi; Ascomycota; Eurotiomycetes; Eurotiales; Aspergillaceae
Source: RefSeq, a predicted model, not a curated record